AGAUUUUUAGCUGGUUUAAAAAUGCAAACGUGUGAUGGGUGACAUGGAUAUGUCGGUUCUUGAUAGGAACUCAUGAUCUUAAGAGAAUGUCAACCCCAAGAAACUAUACUUGCAUUUUGUGUUCAAAAAGACCAAAAACCAGAGACAGGCGGAAACUUAUUGGACCCAACAAUAAAUCACUUCGUAAAUGUUUACAGCAGUUUUUUAUUGAACAUGACAAAAUUAAUCACACUAACAGUGUAAUAUGUAAUAAAUGCAGGAUACGAUGCUCUCGAGAAAUUGACACAAAUGUAAGAUGCCCAAUACAAACUACAAUAUCUGAAUCAAUUAAUGAUGACACGGAGUACGUCCCUCCAGCAAAGUAUGCCAGAUGCCAUCCAUGUAAAUCUCCACCAAGUAUCGCACUGCCUAUACCAUCAGCUGGCGGUGGCCACUCGCAGUGUGUUGUGUGUAAACGCCGAGGCCCAAAGCUAGUAGUUGUCCCAACAAACGCUAGAUUUAAUAUCUUUUUGGAUAAACUCAUUAUUCUCACAGUUGGUGCCAGAUGUUGUCCAGGACACUUGUGCAAUGAAAUAUUUUUACCUGAUGCACUUGACAGAAUUUCGCAUUCGCAGUCCUCGUCCAUUUUUAACCGUACUGACUUAAUGGACCUUAUUACGCAAAUCCGAGAUAUGGCCUUGAGAGGAAGCAAGCGGCGAAUUGACUUUGACACAGAAAAUGCCCUUACAAGCUCAGACAUUUUAAAUCUUACAGGCCUUUCUAAGGAAAACUUUAAUGACCUAUGUUCAAUUGUCCAAAAGGGUAAUUUACGGGAUUCUCGGACUCGUAGUGUCCGGACUUGUAUUGGAAUAUUUCUAACCAAAUUGAAGUCCGGUUUAUCAAAUAAACUUCUAUCAACACUUUUUAAUCUUGGUAAAGAUUCUGUAAGACGUGCUAUUGCAUCAGCUAGAAAAUACUUGUCUGAAAAUUUUGUUCCAUCUAAUCUAGGAUUUAAUCAUAUAAGUAGGGAAGAGGUUAUAACAUCGCAUACUCGACCUCUAGCGCAAUCACUGUUCGGAAAAGGAAUGUAUCCAGCAAUUAUAGUAGCAGAUGGCACUUAUAUCUAUAUCCAGAAAAGUUCACAAUUCAAGUUCCAACGUAAAUGUUAUAGCAUGCACAAACAUCGACCACUGGUUAAACCAAUGGUCUUUGUAACAACUUCUGGUUACAUUAUAAGUGUAAUUGGACCUUACUAUAGCGACGGAAAAAAACAACGAUGCACAAAUAAUGAAGCACAUCAUCCAACAUGACAUUGAAGAAUUUAAGGAAUGGGUGGCUGAGGAUGAUAUUAUGAUUGUUGACCGUGGCUUUAGAGAUGCACUUGACUUACUGCAAGAAAUGGGUAUUCAAACAAAAAUGCCAGCUUUUAAUAAAAAAGGGGAGUCUCAACUUCCAGUUGAAGACAGCAACGUAACAAGACUUGUUACGAAAAUCCGUUAUCAGGAAAUGUGUCUUGUGUAAAAGUGUACUCUCUGGUUUUAUGUAUAGGUGUAUAUGAAGAAAAAAAACCAAUCCAUGUUCUUUAAACCUUACAGAAAGGCAGUUCAAUUAAUGCACGGGUUAAUAUGACUGAAUUCUUAUAUACAUGUAUUUUAAUCACCUAAGCCGUUCUUAUGACCGUCCGUUUGUCAAAAAUAUAUUUUCUUCACAUUCCUUUUCUCUCAAAAACUAAUAUUCAUGUCACAAUGUCUUCAUCUUUUGUCAUGCAGCGGCCAAAUGUAUCAAGUUGUAGUUUGUGCGUUUUUUCGAAUCUCUCAGACAAUAACUUAUUUUUUUUCUGAUAUGUUGAGUUACUAGUUCAACAUAGUUUUUCAUAUACAUGUUUUUCAUAUGACUACAUGUAUUUGCAAUUAAUUGUAAGAUUUAAUAAAUAAGUACAUAACUGAUUAAAAAUUAUUUUCAUGAUAAAGCAUAAUGACAGUGUAUGUUCUUUAUAGCUUGUGACUUUGGUAUUAAGAGUAUAUCCAUUCUUUACUCACGGAAAAUUGCGGACUGUAGAAAAUAAAGAAUAAUUUGUCACAUAAUGCAGAAUUAAUAAAAAAAAUUACUAGAUUCUUUGCAACAAAUACUGAAUGCAUAUACCUAUUGUUAAUUCUAUGUUCAGUGUAGAUGUCCACAUUUAAUAGGAUUCUUUGAAAGUAUUAAGAGAGAGUUGAGAUAGAUAA
Mytilus trossulus (common blue mussel) is the source of this 2204-nucleotide messenger RNA. RefSeq lists its product as uncharacterized. The coding region runs from base 87 to 1289 and encodes 400 amino acids. The transcript has 2 exons. Lineage: Eukaryota; Metazoa; Mollusca; Bivalvia; Mytilida; Mytilidae. The record is from RefSeq and is a predicted model, not a curated record.